Marmota monax (woodchuck) is the source of this 7235-nucleotide messenger RNA. It is a transcript of the gene Mamdc4, whose product is annotated as MAM domain containing 4. The transcript is spliced from 28 exons. Bases 1887 to 5900 code for a protein of 1337 amino acids. Gene Ontology annotation, cellular component: membrane. Gene Ontology annotation, molecular function: protein binding. Lineage: Eukaryota; Metazoa; Chordata; Mammalia; Rodentia; Sciuridae. The record is from RefSeq and is a predicted model, not a curated record.
CUUAGCCCCUUGGGUCUGAUAAGGGGCCCUAGGGUAAUCCCAUUUAUGGUCUGAUUGCUCCUUUGCAACUGCUAUCCCCAAGGACACCCAGGAAGAGGCCCCACAAGGCCUUGCACAAGGAAUCAGUACCUGGUCCCCUGUGGCCAGGCGAGGCCUGAGAUACACAGGUGCCCCUUCCCAGAGCUUAGCCCAAGGUUCCUGGCAGGGGAGCUCCAGUGGCCACUGUCCUGGCCAGCUAACAUUGGCUAUCACAGGCCCUUGGGACCACCUUGGAGACUUCUCGUGUGGCCAGAGCAACUGCCAGCCAAGGACACAGAUGGUGUGACCCACAGCCUUUGCUUUCGGGGUUGAGUUCUGUGGCCACACACGGACCACUGCUGGGUCCCAUUCACUCUGACAAGGCCAGGGCUUCCAGCUUUUAGAGCCCCCUCUCCUGGACACUCUCACACCCUCAGGACCUUGGCCCCUGCCCUGGGGCCCCCAGGCACAGUAGAACAUAGUAUGCAGUGACAGUGGGUGCUGGGGGAAGCCAGGGCUAAAGCUGGCAGGUCCCACGGCUAGACCCUCCAGGCCACCUCUCCAGGCAGGCCCUUUGCAGACACUACAGACCAGCAACCUGAGGUCACACAGCAGGAGGUCAGGCAGAACCAUGCUCCUCCACAGUCCUGGUAUCCCUCCUGCCCCAACUGUGAGUCUUCUCCUAGAGAACCAGAAGUUCCUGGGCUUCCAGGAGCCCUGUCCCUAUUACAGACCACCCAGCCUAUGGCUGCUCAGGACAGUCUGAAGGGUUUUGUUUUUUGUUUUAUUUUGAGAUAGGUCUCCUCCAUAUGUUACCCAGGCCAGCCUCCUGACUCAGCCUCCCAAGCAGCAGGGUUACAGGCGUGCACCACUGCACCUGGCUCAGGGCAGUUUUGAAGGAUGAGUAAAUGAAGGGGUGGGGAUUCAUAGCCUGAGCUACAUGUGGGGCAGGAGGGAGAACAUUACACCCUCAUACUGGGCUUGUACUGUCCCCAAGGUGGAGAACACAAAGGUAGAUUCUGGGGUACACAUGCUGGAAUCCUAUAUGCAGCUAUUGGGGUGGGCUCCCUUGACCUUGACCUGUACCAAGGUGGGGCCAGAGGCCCCAUGAGAGAAGCCACAGUGAUUUCUGCCACCCCAACACUGCUGUACAGAGCCCUGCUGGUGGGAUCCCCCACCCCACCUCAGAAAGAGCCUCUGCUAGGGAAGGCUGAGCAGGUGCCCAGGAUGGCCUGACCUUUGGUCACAAAGAGCCAGGCAAGUGAGAUCCAACCCUGGGUCGGGGGCCAGGGGCCCUCCUGAGGACACUUUUACAGCUAGAUGCUUGGCCCAUCACUGUUGAGUGGGGCCCUCCCAAGGGGCCAGAGGCACAAAAGGGACUAGGCCCCUUGGUUGGAGCCAAGUCAGCCUGUGGGGCUGCUAAAGACUGAUAACUGGACAGAGUCCUCACCAGGCGGCUCAGCCUCACUCCCUCCAGCCUGGCCAUGCGACCUCCGGGCCCCCUCCUGCCUGCCCUGGUCCUGCUUGUGGGUGAGUCAGCUGGUCUUACUGAGCUUGCUGCCUGGGUGCUGGGGACAGGUGCUAUGCCAGUGCUGACACCAGAGUCCCUAGAGAAGGACGGCAGCCUGCCAAGGAACAAGCCUCUCUGCCCGAAGGAGAGGCCCUGGGGCAAUCACGGUGUAUCUUCCCAGCUCUCUCUCUGCCACCUUGGAUGGCAAGGUUUGUGGGGGACACUGGGUCACCCAAUGCUGUGUCUCCUUGGGGGACAUCCUCCUGGGAGCCCUUUUAGUUCUCUCCCGAGUGAUGUGGGCUCCUGUACCUUCCUCAAGGGUGCCCCCCCUUUUUUUUUAAAUUUAUUUUAGUUGUCAAUGGACCUUUAUUUUACUCAUUUAUAUGAGGUGCUAAGAAUUGAACCCAGUGCCUCACACAUGCCAGGCAAGUGCUCUGCCACUGAACCACAACCUCAGCCCAGGGGGUAUCCCUCUUUGAAGGCCCCAUUUCCUGUGUACACCCACCUCUGCUCUGCAGUCUCUGCUUGGCCAGCGGGGCUGGGAACAUGGGGAAGUGCUCUGUUUGCUCCUGACAGUUUUCUGUGGGUCCCAGGUUCUUUCCUGCCUGACCCUGUGAGUCUGAGCCCCGAAUUUGGGUGCCCAGUGUCCUGUACUGCUCAGGUGCAUGGAACUUCCAGUGCUAAAAUCAGUCCUGGGCAAAGUGGGAUGGCCAGUUACCCUGCCCAGACCCACGUGGCUGUCAUUCUGCCAGCAGCAUGGUCCCCAGGCCGGGCCUGGCUACUUGACUACUGCAAGAGCCCCAGCAAGGCCACAUGCAACUUUGUGUGCGACUGCAGGGACUGCUCAGACGAGGCCCAGUGCGGGCACCAUGGGGCCUUGCCUAUCCCGGGCACCCCCUUCACCUGCGGCUUUGAGCAGGAUACCUGUGGCUGGCAGGAUAUCAGCACCUCGGGCUACAGCUGGCUCCGAGACCGAGCAGGGGCUAUGCUGGAGGGUCCCGGGCCUCACUCCGACCACACACUUGGCACUGACCUGGGCUGGUACAUGGCUGUGGGAACACACCGUGGGAAGGAGGCAUCCAUUGCAGCCCUGCGCUCCCCUGUCCUGCAAGAGGCAGCCCCCACCUGUGAGCUGAGACUCUGGUACCAUGCAGCGUCUGGAGAUGUGGCUGAGCUGCGGCUGGAGCUGACCCAUGGUACAGAGACGCUGACACUGUGGAAGAGUGCAGGACCCUGGGGCCCCAGCUGGCAGGAGCUGGUGGUGACCACUGGCCGUAUCCAGGGUGACUUCCAAGUGACCUUCUCUGCUACCCGAAAUGUCACGCACAAGGGAGCUGUGGCUGUGGAUGAUGUGGAGUUCUGGGGCUGUGGGCUGCCUGCCCCCCAGGCCAGCUGUCCCCUGGGACACCAUCAGUGCCAGAACAAGGCCUGCAUAGAGCCACACCAGCUGUGUGACAGGGAGGACAACUGUGGGGAUGGCUCCGACGAAGACCUGCUUACCUGCAGCCACCACAUGGCUACUGACUUUGAGUCAGGCCUGGGUUCAUGGAACCACUCAGAAGGCUGGACCCGGAACCACAGUGCUGGUGGCCCUGAGGACCUUGCUUGGCCAAACCGAGAUCACAGCUGGAACAGUGCACAGGGCAUGUUCCUAGUCUCCAUGGCCAAGUCUGGCACCCCUGCUGUCCUCUCCAGCCCUGAGUUCCAAGCCUCAGGCUCCCACAACUGCUCGCUCAUCUUCUACUACUACUUGCAUGGGUCCGAGGUCGGCUGCCUCCAGCUGCUCCUGCAGAUGCAGGGGCCUAGUGCCCCCCAGGACCCUGUCCUCCUGCGGAAGCGCUGUGGGGAGCUGGGAGCAGCGUGGGUACGAGACCGGGUUGACAUCAGGAGUGCCCAUCCCUUCCAGAUCCUCCUGGCUGGGGAAACGGGUCCAGGAGGCGUGGUGGGUCUGGAUGACCUCAUCCUGUCGGACCACUGCAGAACAGCUCCAGGGAGGUCUGACCUACAGUCACUGCCUACGGGACCUUGGGUCCAGGCCCUCCGGCCCCAGCCGUCCAGUUUCCAUCCCCAGGAGGUCUGUGAGCUGGGAUAUCUCUCUUGUGGGGACCUGUGUGUGCCCCCAGAGCAGCUGUGUGACUUCCAGGAACAAUGCCCAGAGGGCGAGGACGAGCAGGAGUGUGGCACCACGGACUUUGAGGCUGCCACGGCCGGGGGCUGGGAGGAUGCCAGCGUGGGGCAGCUGCAGUGGCAGCGGGUUGCAGCCCAGGAAAGCAGGGGGCCUGGCAGGGAUGCUCGCGGGGCUGCUGCUGGGCACUUCCUGUCUCUACAGAAGGCCUGGGGGCAGCUGAGGCCUGAGGCCCGGGCCCUCACAUCCCCCCUGGGCCCCUCAGGCCCCAACUGUGAACUCCACAUGGCUUACUAUUUCCACAGUGACCCCCAAGGCUUCCUGGCACUGGUGGUGUUGCAGGGCAGCUCCCGGGAGCUGGUGUGGCAGGCCCCAAGCAGCAGCACAGGAGACUGGACGGUGGACAAGGUCCUUCUUGGAGCACGCCACCGGCCAUUCCGGCUGGAGUUUGUCAGUCUAGUGGACUGGGACAGCCCUGGCCAGCAGGGGGCCGGGGUGGACAACGUGACAAUGAGGGACUGCAGCCCCACUGCAACCACCGAGAAAGACCAAGAGGUUUCCUGUAACUUUGAGCGGAAUACCUGCGGCUGGCACAUGGGCCACUUCACAGAUGCCCACUGGCGUCGGAUACAGAGCCAUGGCCCUGGGUAUGACCACACCACUGGCCAAGGUUUUUUCAUGCUCCUGGACCCCACAAACCCCCCUGCCCGUGGCCGUGGUGCCCACUUGCUCACAGGGCCCCAGACCCCAGCAACCCCCAAGGAGUGUCUCAGCUUCUGGUAUCACCUGUAUGGACCCCAAAUUGGGACCUUGCGCCUAAUCAUGAGGAGGGACGGGGGGGAGGACACGCUGCUAUGGUCGCGGUCAGGCACCCAUGGCAACCGCUGGCACCAGGCUUGGGCCACCCUCCAUCACCAGCUAGAGCCUAGCACCAAGUACCAGCUGCUGUUUGAGGGCCUCCGGGAUGGGUACCAUGGCACCAUGGGGCUGGACGACGUGGCUGUGCGGCCCGGGCCCUGCUGGGCCCCCAGGCACUGCUCCUUUGAGGACUCUGCCUGCGGCUUCUCCACUGGAGGGCAGGGCCUGUGGAAGCGCCAAGCCAACGCCUCAGGCCACGCCCUCUGGGGCCCCCAGACAGACCAUACCACAGACACAGCCCAAGGGCACUAUAUGGUGGUGGACACAAGCCCAAUUGCACUGCCUCAGGGCCAUGUGGCCUCCCUGACCUCAGAGGAGCACCAGCCUCUGGCUCAGCCCACCUGCCUGAGUUUUUGGUACCACCUAAGCCUCCACAACCCAGGCACUCUGCGAGUCCACGUGGAGGAGGGCAAGAGACGCCAGGUGUUCAGUGUUUAUGGCCACGGUGGGCUUGCCUGGCGCCUGGGCAGCGUGGAUGUGCAGGCUGGGCAGGCCUGGAGGGUGGUGUUUGAGGCCCUGGCUGCUGGCAUGGAACACUCCUACAUCGCACUGGACGACCUUUCCUUUCAGGAUGGGCCCUGUCCUCGGCAAGGGUCCUGUGACUUUGAAUCUGGCCUGUGUGGCUGGAGCCGCCUGGCCUGGCCUGGCCUGGGCAGGUACAGCUGGGACUGGAGUGGUGGAGACACCCCCUCCCGCUACCCACUGCCCACUGUGGACCAUACCCUAGGCACAGAAGCAGGCCACUUUGCCUUUUUCGAAACUAGUGUGCUGGGGCCAGGGGGUCAGGCGGCCUGGCUGCGCAGCGAGCCUCUGCCAGCCACCACUGCUUCCUGCCUCCGCUUCUGGUACCACAUGGGAUUUCCCGAGCACUUCUACAAGGGAGAGCUGAGGGUGCUCCUGAGCAGUGCCCAGGGCCAGCUGGCUGUGUGGGGCAAAGGUGGACACCUGCGGCACCAGUGGCUAGAAGUCCAGGUUGAGGUGACCAGCACCGAGGAGUUCCAGAUCGUGUUUGAAGCCACUCUGGGUGGUCAGCCAGCUUUGGGGCCCAUUGCUCUAGACGAUGUGGAGUACCUGGCCGGGCAGCAUUGCCAGCAGCCUGCACUCAGUCAGGGAGGCAUGACAGCAUCCAUGAUGGUGCCAGCCCUGGUUGGAGGGGCCCUCCUCUUCCUCAUACUCCUGGUGCUGCUGGGACUUGGGGGACGCCACUGGCUGCAGAAGGGAGGCUGCCCCUUCAGGAGUAACAAGGACGUGGCAGCACCUGGCUUUGACAACAUCCUCUUCAAUGCGGAUGGAGUCACCCUCCCAGCACCUGCCACCAGCAGCUCAUAGACCAUCCCAGACAAGGAUCUGGCCCCUGAAUGCACCUCGGACCUGGCCCCAGGCUGGAUCCACCUUCAUCCCCAGAUACCUGACCUCCCCUGAAGCUGGUUUUGGGGGCUCAGAGGACACAGAGCUUCCACAGCCCUCCCCUGUCCAGUCAUUGCCCACUUGUAUGGCACAGGGUGCUUGCUCCAUGAAUAAAUGCUCAGUCCUGAGGACUGCCCAAGUUUUCAAGCCGAGAUCAGUUAUCCAUGCAUUUCUGGCCACUGGGUGAGUAGCCCUCCUCAGGAUUCCAGGCCAGACCAAAGAGAGACCCCAGGAAAUAUGCUUGGGGCCAUACAGCUCAGGACCAAGGAUGACUCACUCUCUCCCAUGUGCCUCACAUGAGGCAGGCAGGGCCACAGACACAGGGCAGCCUUCAGGACCUGGAGCCACUGUUCAGAUCCAUCAGGUCCAAGGCCACAAGGGUCUGCAAGGGCCCCACCUGCUCUGCUCUCCAGCCUCUGCCUUGUGGGGAUGCGAGUCACCUGCAGCAGGGACACUGAGGGUGACAGCACACGGACAUGGUGACAUGCAGCUGGCUUGGUGGGCGCCUGGCAACCACAGCCCCCCACAGCUCCCCCAAGCCUACUAUACAAGCCCCCACCCCAAGAUAAAGGGCUGAGCAAUCCCAGGUUGAGGGGUGAAGCUGAGGACACCAGGGUUCCUAUGAUACUGGAGCAAGCUGCCUUUGGCCUUUGGACUAGAGAAGGGGACCCUGCAUGCAGGCGUGUGAACAGAUGUGACUGUGGUCCUAAGGAAGCUACAUUGACACCUCUGCCCCAGGGUGGUUCUGGGAGCUCUGGUCUUCCACCUCAGCUUGGCCCUGCUGCAAGGACUUGGGGUCUUGCAGGGUGUCCUCAGACAGGGCAGUGACACCCACACUGUGCUGUCAGGUACUGCCUUCCUGCCACUUCAGACACCACAUGCCCCAAGGAGCCAGAUGGGCUCUUGCCUGUCCCAGGGCUCAGCGAACAGAGACGCGAGCAGGGCACAGCCAGGCGUUGCCCUGUGUCCGCAGGCGCCAUAAGGUUGAUGGAUGCCCAGUCAAUGUCUGAGCAGAUGGGUACAAAGGGGAGAAAUAAAUCUUUAAACGUUGGGUCCCAAUGGGGUGUCUGUCAUGAAGCUCACCUGUGUGACACAAUCCCCCCCCACUGAAGCCCAGUUAGAAGAGCAGGCUGAAGGCCACAGGAAGGGCACAUGCCCAAGGACUCUUUAAAGCUAAAGCAGAGAGAGCAGCACAGAGGCUGUGCCCCGGCCCGUCCUCUGGACUCCCCAGGGCUCCCCAGAGCUCCACGCUGCGGC